Triplophysa dalaica is the source of this 4128-nucleotide messenger RNA. RefSeq names its product v-ski avian sarcoma viral oncogene homolog b (gene skib). The record is from RefSeq and is a predicted model, not a curated record. Gene Ontology annotation, molecular function: DNA-binding transcription factor activity, RNA polymerase II-specific; RNA polymerase II cis-regulatory region sequence-specific DNA binding; SMAD binding. Bases 325 to 2439 code for a protein of 704 amino acids. The transcript has 7 exons. Gene Ontology annotation, biological process: negative regulation of BMP signaling pathway. Gene Ontology annotation, cellular component: nucleus. Lineage: Eukaryota; Metazoa; Chordata; Actinopteri; Cypriniformes; Nemacheilidae.
GAGACUCACUCUCAUAGUAAAGCGGAGGCGGACUUCAACUGCGCCGACGAGCCGUACGUUAGUUACUACCGAGUGGGUCAGUGAUACAUAUUUACAUUACCAGGAUCAAAACAUACACUUUUGGGAAGUUUUUUUUUUAUCGUGGGCUUGAACUCUGGUACGACUGAAAACCUACUAACAUGAAGCGGUUCAAUGGAUUACAAGGUGGUUUUUCACGCUUUCUAAAGUGACAUGGAAAUUCGCCUCCGUGGACUGUUUUGACUUGUAACGUUCACAUUCGUCCAGUUCUCCGCGGUAGGAUUGUCCAGGUUUAGCGCUCCGAACAUGGAGGCGCCUUCCAGCUUUCAGCCCCAUCCAGGACUUCAACAAACUCUGAAGCAGUUUCACCUGAGCUCCAUGAGCUCGCUCGGGGGACCGGCAGCCUUCUCGGCACGGUGGCAGCAGGACAUGCUGUUCAAAAAGGACGGCAAAAGCGCGGAGAUGAUCGUGAACCUCCCGGCGCAGACGCCUCCGGUCAUGCCGGGUCCCCUGUUCAUCCCGCCCGACCGCUCCACCGAGAGGUGCGAGACGGUCCUGGAGCGAGAGACCAUUUCGUGUUUCGUGGUGGGCGGCGAGAAGCGCCUCUGCCUGCCGCAGAUCCUCAACAGCGUCCUGCGAGACUUUUCCCUACAGCAGAUCAACUCGGUGUGCGACGAACUGCACAUCUACUGCUCCCGGUGCACGGCCGAUCAGCUCGAGAUCCUCAAAGUUAUGGGCAUCCUGCCCUUCUCGGCACCCUCGUGUGGACUCAUCACCCAAACAGACGCCGAACGGCUCUGCAAUGCCCUCAUCUACGGCGGUACGUUUCCCCCGCACUCCGACAAAGAGUUACCGUGUCCCGUAGAGCUGGAGAGGACGGAGAAAAGCUUCAAAGUUUACCACGAAUGCUUUGGGAAGUGCAAGGGACUGUUCGUGCCAGAGCUUUACACGAACCCCAACUCGCCGUGCAUACAGUGCUUAGACUGCAGACUGAUGUUCCCGACCCAUAAAUUCGUGGUUCACAGUCAUAAAAGUCUAGAGAACAGAACCUGUCACUGGGGCUUCGACUCGUCUAACUGGAGGGCUUAUGUUCUGUUGGAUCAGGACUAUACUGAGAAAGAGGAGAUCGGAGCACUGCAGCAGCUCCUCAAAGAAUUAAAAGGAAAAUUUGAGCUGGGGAACAAGCACAAGACAUCUUACAAGGGGUACAGUGCCACUCCUUCCAAAAAGUCCAAACAUGACCGCUCAAGAUCCCCAUCGGUUGAUAGAGAGAAGCAAGCUGAUUGGCUGCAGUCUCUGGCUGCGUCUGCAAAUAAGGAUCUUAAGCAACUCCAGUUUAAGCAGAGACUUUCGGCCUUCAGACCUUGGUCGCCCAGAGUUUCUUCUGAGAAAGAAGCACUCGGACACCAGUAUGGAAGAUCACCAGCUAAAGGACAAGACAGCCCGGUGGUACCAAAUGUAUCUCUCCCCAUCACCCCAUUUAAAAAUAAUGAGCAGCUGUUGCACCGUUUCACUCACCCUUCUGAGAACAACAACACAAGCAAGAUGGAGAGCUCAAGGCCAAGAAAGAGGUGGCUAUCUGCAGACAGACAAACACAGCCGUUGACCAAAGUUUCUCCACCUACAUCGGCUGUCAGACAGCAGCCUCAGGAGAAUGAAAACUCGGACGCAGAAAUCGAGGUCGACAGGUGUGAUGAAGCUCCUCCAUCUCGUCCCUUAAUGACCCCUCCCUACACCAAUGGAACAGGGGUUCUAAACCUUAGCUCACACAGCCCUGCUGAGGUGCGUGCUGGGAAGGUGGGACAUGUGACAUCCCCUUGCUCUGAGCUGGAAGCCUUGAAGCAGACCCUGAACAGUGACCUGAGCUCUAAAGAGGCCAGAGAGAGGUUCCUGCAGGAUAUCAUUCGCAUGAGAAUGAAGCAAGAGGAAAAACUAGCCAGCGCCGUGCAAGCCAAACGCAGCCUCCAGCAGGAGCUGGAGUUUGUCAGGGUGACCAAGAAGGGCAGGCUGAGAGAGGCCAUCGAGGCAAAGCGAAACCUGAGGAAAGAGAUUGAACGCCUCCAUGUGGAGUGUGAGAAGAAGGUGCGAGACGCCAAUGAGUAUUGCGGCAGACUAAAGAGAGAGCUGGACAGAGAGAGGCAGACCCGCGUAUGCGAUAAGAGCUGUGAGGCAGGACGUCUGAGGGCCAAAUAUUCCUCCCAGAUCGAAGACCUGCAGGUGAAGCUCCAGCAAGCAGAAGUGGACCGUGAGCAGCUGAGAGAAGAUCUGCUGAAAGAGCGAGAGGCCAGACAGAGCCUGGAGAGGGUUGUCAAAGAACUUCAGGAACAGCUGGGCCACAAAGCAGAGAUGGAGGAACACACCAUCCCAAAGUCUCAAACGCAUAAGAACGAGAAAAAAGACAUGAGGGAUGAUGUUUCCUAAACGGUACAGUGAGCAGUGUAUGGAUACAGAUGAAGACUUUUAUUUGAGGACUAUUAGAGGACCCCACUUAAGCCAACCUGUUCAAGAAAAUUGUACGGGAGCAUAGGAGAAUGAUACUGACAAACAAACAUAUUACAUUGUACGUUUACCAAUGGAAACUCUAAUAGAAAAACAUUUAUUAACUCCGAAAGAGUUACUGGAGAGACGUUUUGGUGUCGAAAUGAGAGGAGGAAGUUCAGAGAUGGAACUGUGGAACUGACUCGCCUUCGGUUAGCUUUUUAAGCUAAUCGAGGGAAUUUAUUUUGUUAUAAGCUAUUUAAUUUUUUUGUAAAGAUACUUGAAAAUAUUUGGGAAACAAACUUUUUAAUCACCUUGUGUUGACGGUAGCAGAUGAAAAAUCUGCUAGUUUCACUAAUAUACGGCAGAUUUGAAAGUGUUAGAAACCAGAUUUAUAAUGGACACUACACAGCGUUAUCAUUACAAUCUUACAAUUACUUUAGUUUUCUGUUUAUUUUUUGUUGUCGUAUUGAAAUAGUUUGCAUGAGCAACAGUGCUGUGGUGCAAAUCUUUCUUAUACUGUAAACCUACAUUCAAAUUAGCUUUUGAUCUUUGUAUUUUUCAUUACCGUGUUUUUAAACCUCAUAGUAUUGGCAACGAUCAAUAUAAACCCAGCUCUCUGUCCUAAACUUUUAUGCAAGUAUUACUUCACACCUUAUUUACCAGCUUCCGAUGUAUUAAGCAGUCAAAAUGAAUAUUAAAGCAUAGGACAUGACAAAUAUGUUGUUAUCAGCAUGUGUACUCCAUGCUCAGUUUAAUUUGCUUUAAAUGAAUGUUUUUGCGGAGUACAUCAGAAUUAGUGAACGCUCAUGUGACCAACAUCCAAGUCACUGGUUUUAGGGCUUAUUAAAGAAAAAUGCUGUUGAUGAAAAUAACAUUUCUACUUAUAUAAUUAAAUAAGGAUAUAUAUUUUUUUACUUUCUACCAAAAAGAAUUGCACUUUUAAGAUAAGAUAAUUGUACUGUGUAUUUGAAGCCCUCUAAUGUUUUUAAGAUUUCCGACACUAAGUAUUGAAUAAGUUUUCAUGUAUUUGUUACAGAUGUGAAUACCACUUAAACAUAAAAAAUGUACACAAUGGAGCUUGCUUUGCGCUCUAAAUGCUUUUGCUCCAAACCAAUAGACUGUACGUAUCAAAUAAUGAAUUUCUCCUAUCAUAUUUUCAGCUAGAGGGCAUUUACUGUAUAAAAGUGUAUUAUUAAACAAAAUCUUAAAUCAUUAUAUUUCUGAAUAAUUUCAGUCCCUUCGGGAAUUACUUUAUACAAUUACCAAAGUUUCACAUUCUGUGAUUUCGGGUGUAUAAUUCCAGAUAUGUGACUGAUGAGCUGAAUAUUGGAUGAACAUAUCUUUUAUCUCCAUUACACCCGUCUUGAAUAAAAACCUGCAGUUCUACAUAUCCUAACCUCUCCAUCGCUGUAUUUAUUCUGGGUGAAUUUUGGCUUCCCCAAUUUAUAUAAAGAAAUCUGUAUGCUUGCCUAUGUCAGUUUUUAACCUCUGAUGUUUUAUUGUUUCACAAUAGAUAUAUGCAUUGUUGUCAGGGUCUUGUCAUAGUUUUGGUUUUGAUGUGGGUCAUUUUCUAAACUUGUUUUAAUGUCCCCCCACAUAUAAUAACAACAAUAAACAGAAUCAACCAUU